This is a messenger RNA of Pezoporus occidentalis (night parrot), 1725 nucleotides long. RefSeq names its product zinc finger CCHC-type containing 9 (gene ZCCHC9). The transcript is spliced from 5 exons. Gene Ontology annotation, molecular function: nucleic acid binding; zinc ion binding. Gene Ontology annotation, cellular component: nucleolus. NCBI's taxonomy places the organism in Eukaryota, Metazoa, Chordata, Aves, Psittaciformes, Psittacidae. The coding region runs from base 230 to 979 and encodes 249 amino acids. The record is from RefSeq and is a predicted model, not a curated record.
CUUCUGGAGGGGCCCAGCUCGGUCUUGUCCUGUUGGCUGCGCGGCGUUUCUCGGGGUGGGCUGCGGGCGAGAGGGAGCGCAGGUGCCACAGGCAGGGGAAGCGGCUUUGUGGGGAGUGUCCCUUGGAGAGCCGUCUCGUUGAGGGAGCGGGGCUGCGCUGUUUUCCCCGCGGGACAAGGGGUGCGGGCCUCUGUUCCGUGGCGUCCGUGUGUUGAGGAGCUGCCCCCCCAUGACGAGAUGGGCUCGCCGAAGCGGCGCUCCCAGCGAAAAGGCACUGGAUGCGACCCCCUGGGAGGAUAUGGAGGGGCAGGGCCGCCCAGGCCCUCUUCUCCUGAAGAAGGAGCAAGAGAAGAGGAAGAAGAAGAAAAAGUACUACCAGAACGAAGAUGUUAACGGGUUUGCGGCGUUCCUGAAGCAGAGCUCGGGGAGUGACGAGGUGGCCGGAGCAGACAGCGCUGAGCUGGAGAAGGAGGUAGCGAUAGCCUUGAAGAAGGACAAGCGACGGGAGGGGAGGAGGCUGAAGAGGCAAAAAAUGAAGAAAAAUGCCAUGGUAUGUUUCCACUGUAGAGGACCUGGCCAUGGUGUUGCUGAUUGUCCUGCAGUACUUGAAAGUCAAGAUAUUGGUACAGGAAUUUGUUACCGAUGUGGAUCCACAGAGCAUGACAUCAGCAAAUGCAAAGCAAAAACAGAUCCAGCGAUUGGGCCAUUUCCAUAUGCAAAAUGUUUCAUCUGUGGUGAGAUGGGGCAUUUGUCAAGGUCAUGUCCAGAUAAUCCCAAGGGAUUGUAUGCUGAAGGUGGUGGCUGCAAACUUUGUGGCUCUGUGGAGCACUUCCGAAAAGACUGUCCAGUAAAACAGAAUGCAGACCAGGUUACGGUUGCGCGAUGGGCCACUGGGAUGAGCGCAGAUUACGAAGAAAUCACAGAAGCACCAAAGCUGCAAAAACCAAAAGUGAAAGUACCCAAAGUUGUGACUUUCUGAAAGCUUUUUGGCUCUAAAUCACUUUGCCUGCACUGCUUCACUUCAGAGUAGGGACUACACAGACUGGGUUGCUGAUUCCAGAAAAUCAAACUUGACUGCUGCUGCAAAAUUAUGUUGCCUUUUUUUUUUUUUUUUUUGUCCCCCCCUCAUUUUUCGAUUUGCCUGCCAGACUUACCCAGCAUACUGCAAAGCUGCAAACCACAGAAAUACAGUAAGUGGGUAUUUUACUUUCGUAUAUCUCUGCCAAAAUACAGCAUACCCUCUGACUGCCAGAUUUCUGAAGAGGGAAAUUGGCUGCUUCUUGGGACAGGGAUCUGGCUGCAGUAACCAACAGGGCAUGUGUGUUCUGUCACAGGGGCUUAUGACUGGUGGAUUUCUGUGGUCAGCUUUGUUACCUUAAGAGGGCUAGUUUACUUUACCAGAGAUGAACACAAUUAUGCUGAUCUUACCAAGAGUAUUUAUUUCUCUGAGAAGGGUUGUGCAUAUUCACUGAAGAGCCUUCUUCUUUUAGAGAAAAUUGAUCCUUUUUCUGUGUAUGCCAGCCUGAACAGUCCUGUGUUGAAGGUACCAGGUAAACCCGACACCCUGUUUAACUUCUGUGUAAAAUUCCCACUACUCCAUGCAUUAACCUGAUUGCUCACACGUGCUGGAUUGUUUGAGUGUUUGUUCAAUUAGUAGAAACAGAAUCAUGCCCUUCCUGUGAUAUCUGUGGUGGAUACCUGGAAGGAGUUGGAGAACAAGCGAGG